UAGUCUAGCCGGUUUGCAUUAGCCAUGUGAUGUAGAGUAAACUCUGGUUUAGAAGCUUAUUGCCUCAGUCAAUAUUUGCAAUCGCUUUAGGGAGGGAAGUUUUCUUUUACUCUCUCUAUCUCUCUCUCUUUAAAACAGCUUUGACUGACGCAAAAGUCCCCAAGCCCCCUCAAAAUCUCCGUAAAUGCUGAUGGGUGUGCCUCACUCACCUCCUCUUCCACAGAUGUUUCCGGCUUCGAGAAGAGCUGAAAAUGAAGGACAGGUUAGAGGAGCUCAGGAACAGAGUGAACGAAGACGGGGACUCUCUGGAUCUAGAUGACACUCUCUCCUUCGACAACCCUAUUUUCCAAGAGGAAGAGGGCAAUCCCAUGAACAAGGUUUUCCAGGAGAUAACCAGUCUCUCCUUGGCACUGAAUAAGCUGGAAGAGUUAUCUGAGAACAUCGACAAGAAGCAGCAGCAGGUGCUUUGCUGCACUACCGAGGAAAGCAUUUGCAGGGAGAAAAAAGAGCUGAGUGCAAUCAAAGACUCUUUCACCCAGGAGGCCAAAACCCUGCAGCCGAGGCUCAACAGCAUCCAAGAGGCUCUCGCCAGGGACAGCAAACAGUGGCUGGCCAUUAGCCGCAUACGCCACAUCCAGCUCUCAGCACUUGUUGGCCGCUACCGUGACAUCAUUGCCCACCACUACGCCAAGGAGACACAAUAUGUGGAGAAGCUGAAGGAGCAGAUCAGGAGGCAAACGGAACUGGCUGGCUUGGAUCUUCAGGAAGAGGACAUCAAGCGGAUGGUGGAGAGUCCUGUGGUGCCACGCAUCGUUGGCCAAGACUUGGAAGUGCUCAGAGCCAAGCAGCAUCUGGCCUUGGCGCAGGUGCGCCACCAGCAGCUGCUGGACUUGGAAGUACAGAUUGGCGAGUUGCACGCUCUCUUCCUGCACCUGGAGAUCCUGGUUGCAGAGCAGCAGGAGACCAUCAACAGCAUCGAGUACAAUGUCCUGCAUACCCUUGAUUACAUCUCUCAGUCGAACGAGGAGGUCAAGAAAGCCCUCAAAUAUGAGCGGCAGUCACGGUUAUCUGCUGCGUUAUCUGCGGUGCUGGGCCUCUGCGCUUGCUGCACAUGUCUAUCGUGUAUGGCGACUCCGAGUGUGAUGAGCUGAAUAAAGAAGUGUGGGCACGCAGACAUUUUUUCCUAGACUUAACGGCUACCACUGGUGACUAAUGAUAGCACUCUGGAACAUUGGAUGUGUAUGUCAUUGCAGGUCAGUCCUGGAUAGUUGCUUGGGGUGGAUGGAAGCAUUUGCAAGGCAACUAAAUGCAUCUUGCUUAUGGAUUCUGCCAAGUUUUUUUGUUCUGUUCUUAAGAGCAUGGAAAGAGGCCUGCUGUGGAUGCUUUUUUCUGGCCAGCAUCCUGUCUCCAGCCCCACACAGCUGAAUGCUUCAGGGAAGUAGACAGGCAUGACGUGAAGAUGAUGCAACAACAAUGAAAAGGUGUUCAUUUCUUCAACUAUGUCUGCAGGAACAUAGAAACCUGUCUUCUACUGAGUUUGACCAUGGGUCCAUCUAGCUUCAUAGUGUCUAUGUUGACUGGCAGGGGCUCUCCAGGAUUCCAGGCAAGGUUCCUUCCCAGUCCUAUCUGGAGAUGCUGGGGAUUGAAGAUGGGACCUUCUGCAUGCAAAGCAGGUGCUCUACCACUAAGCCGCAGUCCUUUCGCAAACAGCUCUACUGUCUCCCAGCUAAGAGGAGUUAAAGCCCAGAAAGGCAGUAGAGGUCAAACCAGCCCAGAGGCCAAAUCUUCUGAUGAACAACACUUGAAUCAUAAUCCCAAAUGCAUCUGAAAGGAAGGUACUUCUGCAUAUCCUCAUAACACUCUCUUCUUUUCCAUGUUUUCUGUGUUCCAAAUGGAGACUUUGGAAAUGUAGGGCUAGCCCAGUAAUGCAGCAGGAGCCAUAAGUGACCUGCCAGGAAGGGGGAUUAGAGGAAGGCAGGAAUCAGUGCAUCCAGAGUAUUAGCCCUAUCUUGGGGUGGGGGUUGGUGGAGGUUGCACAUUUGCAGUUUGCUCCGCUUUUCUUGGGCUGGCACUAUGAAAACAGGUUCUGUGGCAUGUCUCAACUCUGCUGAAGUCUAGCUUCAGUGAAACUGGAGAUUACUGAAAUAUGUAUAGUUCAAAAGAAAGUUGUAGACUGCCAUAAUUCACCCCCCCCACGACAUCUUCCUUCCUCAUUUUUUGCAUAACAGAGUUGCCACAAAUUCUCCCAAUGUGUCCAUGGUUAGAAUGCAUUACCACCAGUGGAUGCCCCUUGGACAAGUGACUCCCCCCUCACCAGGAGGGUCUUCUCAGUGGGCCCUGCUGCUAGGGUGUGUGGCCCAUGGUACUGGCCCUGAUCCCAUAAAAAGAAAGUAAGGGAUCCCCCCUGCCCCACCUGUAAGACGAGGUCAUUGCACCAUUUGGAACAAAGAAGAAAACCAAAAACAUCGUUUGGUUUACUGGCUUUAUUUCCUAGAUGCUUAAAUUGAUCAUGUGUUUUACAUCCUGGCUCCAUUCAGUUAUGAUUUCAAAUGGCUUCUGGUUGGUGUAAUUUGGAAUAACCUACAGUAUGAAUUAAGGGUGUUAAUGUUUACAUAAGAAGGCAAUGUGUGCAUGCAUGUAAUAUAUCUAUAUAUAUAUAUCUAUGUACUUGUAUACAUGCACAUUACAUAAGUAUUAAUAUGCAUGUGUAUAUAAAUUUGUAUAAAAUCAUCUUACACAAUUA
Molecule: messenger RNA, 2743 nt
Organism: Podarcis muralis (Common wall lizard)
Lineage: Eukaryota; Metazoa; Chordata; Lepidosauria; Squamata; Lacertidae
Source: RefSeq, a predicted model, not a curated record